CAGGGGCUGGGCUUCCCCCGAGGCAGGUCCUGAGUCCCCUGCCUGAACCUCGAGAGUCUCUGAGGACGCAGUCCGCCGGAGCCAUGGCCCUGAGACUUCUCCUGGCCCUCGCCCUUUGGGCCGGCUGCUCGCUCUGCCGUGGGACAGAAGCUCCGGGCCAGCCCAGGGUGCGUUGCUGGGCUUCUAGGUACCCCAUCGCCGUGGAUUGCUCCUGGACGCUGCCACCUGCUGCAAACUCCACCACGCCCACGUCGUUCAUUGCCACGUACAGGCUCGGUGUGGCCGCCCACGGGGAGAGCUGGCCCUGCCUGCAGCCCGCGCCAGAGGCCACCAGCUGCACCGUCCCGGACAUCCAGAUGUUCUCCAUGGUGCCUUACGUGCUCAACGUCACGGCCGUCCACCCCUGGGGCGUCAGCAGCAGCUUUGUGCCCUUUGUCCCGGAGCACAUCAUCAAACCAGACCCUCCGAGAGGUGUGCGCCUGAGCCCCCUCCCAGGGCAGCGGCUGUGGGUGCAGUGGGAGCCUCCCCAGUCCUGGCCCCUCCCGGAGAUCUUCUCCCUCAAGUACCGAAUCCGCUACAAGCGUCACGGGUCCGCCCGCUUCCGCCAGGUGGGGCCCAUCGAAGCCACAUCCUUCACCCUCCGGGCUGUGAGGCCCAAAGCCAGGUACUGCAUCCAGGUGGCUGCUCAGGACCUCACCGACUAUGGGGACUUGAGUGACUGGAGUCUUCCCGCCACGGCCUCUGUGACCCCGGGCAAGUAGUGGGGUCUGCCCAGCUCCCCCCACCAAAGAGGGGGCUGGGUCCUUGACAUCCUCCCCCCACUGCUGCCACUCAAGGGUGGAUGGGACCCGACUGGCCUGGGUUUGCUGCUGCCGAGUUGCUGGGCGGCCUUGGACAAGUGACUUUGCCUCUCUGAGCCUCAGUUUCUCGAUGUGUGAAAUGGGGAUGUUCCCCUCCUUAGACUACAGUGCCAGCUUUGUGAACUGUGAAUGUGAGAUAUUUUUUAUUUCAUUAGAGAAGGAUCAUUGUCAUUGGGGUC
Equus quagga is the source of this 1039-nucleotide messenger RNA. It is a transcript of the gene EBI3, whose product is annotated as Epstein-Barr virus induced 3. Lineage: Eukaryota; Metazoa; Chordata; Mammalia; Perissodactyla; Equidae. The record is from RefSeq and is a predicted model, not a curated record. Gene Ontology annotation, cellular component: membrane; external side of plasma membrane. Gene Ontology annotation, molecular function: cytokine receptor activity; protein binding. Bases 84 to 761 code for a protein of 225 amino acids. Gene Ontology annotation, biological process: cytokine-mediated signaling pathway. The transcript has 5 exons.